Molecule: messenger RNA, 1570 nt
Organism: Callorhinchus milii (elephant shark)
Lineage: Eukaryota; Metazoa; Chordata; Chondrichthyes; Chimaeriformes; Callorhinchidae
Product: Krueppel-like factor 7
Exons: 4
Coding region: 27-845 (272 amino acids)
Biological process (GO): regulation of transcription by RNA polymerase II
Molecular function (GO): DNA-binding transcription factor activity, RNA polymerase II-specific; RNA polymerase II cis-regulatory region sequence-specific DNA binding
Source: RefSeq, a predicted model, not a curated record
UCCCUCGGACCUCUUCCCCCGUCGCAAUGGACGUGUUGGCGAAUUACAGUAUCUUUCAGGAGCUACAGCUGGUCCACGACACGGGUUACUUCUCGUCCCAACCUUCCCUGGAGGAGAACUGGCAGCAGACCCGCCUUGAGUUGGAGCGUUACCUUCAGACGGAGCCAAAGAGACUGUCGGAGCCGUUCUGGGAGGAGUUGGAGUGUGCGCUGAGCACCUCGUCGGCAGAGAGCGGCGAGGGGGAGCUGGCGGAUUCCCCGGAGCCCCCCGAGGACAUGGCAGAGCUGCCCUGCACCCCUACCACCCCGCACAAGCUGCUGCUGGCAGUGCCCCUCGCCUUACACCGCAGCACUGAGCAGCUCGCCGAGACAUACGCUGCCGUCAACCCCGCUCAGCUCAACGCUGUGACCUCGCUCACCCCACCCUCCUCGCCGGAGCUCGGGAGGCACUUGAUCAAACCCUUGCACGUCCUGGGUGCCGCGGAGGACUCGCCCACGGGCAAAACCGGGCCCAGGAAAGGGGGUCUCGGCCAGCCCAGGGGGGCUGGCAAGGGCGACCAGGAGGGCUCGGCGGACAGCAAGAAGAGAGUACACCGCUGUCAGUUUAAUGGCUGCCGGAAGGUUUACACCAAGAGCUCACACCUGAAGGCUCACCAGAGGACGCACACAGGUGAGAAGCCGUACAAGUGCUCGUGGGAAGGAUGUGAAUGGCGUUUUGCACGAAGCGACGAGCUGACCCGACAUUACAGGAAACACACGGGAGCCAAGCCAUUCAAAUGUAACCACUGCGACAGGUGUUUUUCACGAUCCGACCACCUGGCUCUGCACAUGAAGAGACACCUUUAGAGAAGUGACCGCAUCACACGGCACGUGGCUCGACUGUUAAGAGGGGGAAGCAAUAGCGGACUCGCCUCUGGAAGCACGGAUAACAUGGCUGGCUCGUCACCGUGGGGUGUGUGGCACUUUAUAUGUUCGCUGUAUUAGGAUCAACACCACCCCCCCUCCCCUCCCUCUCCCCCAUACACACUUGUCUCUUGGUCAUGCCUUACCCAGUCGAUCGGUCAGUUAGACACUGCCACAUGAUUGCUGAUUUAAAUCGCACUUGGAUUUCUGUUGCCAUGGAAGCCAAAGGGGAUUACAGACUGAGACCACACCAUCUUCCCUCUCUCUCCCCAGCCCCCCCCCCUCCCCCCACCACGAGAACAGUCGGCCUCUUCAGUAAAUAACUCGUCCUCUGAAUCAGACAAUCUCGGGAUUGCUUCUCUCACCUGGGAAUAGUUUCCGCAAUCUCACUCUUCCAAGGGAGCAAGAGGAAGGAUUUCUUGUGUUAAGGAGGAAGCAAUGGAGGUGUUGUGGUGGCAGGGUGCUGUGUUGAUGUGAUGCCUCCACCGUGACUAUCAUUCAGUGUCCACUAUUGAUCCUGUUGGUGAGGGUUAUGUGUUGUUGCCUAUUUUUUUUUAAUGGCGUUGGACUGUAUAGAACCGGCAUGAGUCGCUCUCUCCGACUUUCUGAACUUCAGAAAGUCUACAGCAUAUCCUGCCUCUCCCUCUCUCUUUCUCCUCCCCCCCCCC